AUGGCAACUUCACUUCUAGGGGAGGAACGGAGAUUGGGAUCGACUCCUUUAGCAAUGUUAGCUGCAACAUGUAAUAAAAUAGGGAGUCCGAGCCCUUCACCCUCCACCCUUUCGGAUAAUUCUUCAUCUUUUGGAAAGGGUUUCCAUCCGUGGAAAAGAGCCAACAGCUGCAGCCUGGGACCCAGCCUCUCCGGGUUUGGUGUGUCUCGCAGUGGAUCCGGUGUAUCGGACUCUUUCAACGGGUCAACCGGAUCCAGCGCCUUCUCCCUGACGCCCGGCACCGCGUCCGGCCCCCACUUUGGAAAUGACUACUCCGUAUUCCAAGCGUCGGUUUCCAACAGCACUCAAGAGUCGGGUCACCAGCCCGUGUUUAUCUCAAAGGUGCACUCGUCAGUGGACAGUCUGCAGGGCAUAUACCCAAGAAUGAGCGUCGCCCACCCCUACGAGUCCUGGUUUAAAUCAUCGCACCCUGGGAUCCCCACGGGGGAGGUCGGUACCACCGGCGCGUCCGCGUGGUGGGAUGUGGGCGCCGGGUGGAUUGACGUGCAGAACCCGAAUGGAGCCACGCUGCAGACCUCCCUGCACUCAGGUGGACUCCAGACAUCCUUGCACUCCCCUCUAGGGGGAUAUAAUUCCGAUUACUCGAGUUUAAGUCACUCCGCGUUCAGCACAAGUCCCUCUCCACACCUGUUGACCACCGGCCAGCACCUCAUGGACGGUUUCAAACCGGUACUGUCUUCUUAUCCAGACUCAUGCCCGUCUCCUUUAGGCGGGGCAGGAGGGGCUAUGCUCUCCGGGGCGCCACCUGCACCUCUAGCGGGGUCCCCGAGGUCCUCUGGUCGACGCUACUCUGGAAGAGCGACAUGCGACUGCCCGAACUGUCAGGAGGCAGAGCGGCUGGGUCCUGCGGGGGCCAGCCUCCGGAGAAAGGGUCUCCAUAGCUGUCACAUUCCAGGUUGUGGUAAAGUUUAUGGGAAAACGUCGCAUCUUAAAGCUCACUUGAGAUGGCACACAGGUGAGAGACCGUUUGUGUGCAACUGGCUCUUUUGUGGUAAGAGAUUCACGCGCUCCGAUGAGCUCCAGCGACAUUUGCGCACACACACCGGCGAGAAGAGGUUCGCGUGUCCGGUUUGCAACAAGAGAUUUAUGAGAAGUGACCACUUGAGUAAACACGUAAAAACUCACUCUGCCGGUGGGUCUGCAGGAUCUGGCUCCGGGGCCAGCGGGGGGAAGCGGGGAAGUGACACCGACAGCGAGCACAGCGCACCGGGGAGCCCUCCGUGCAAUUCCCCCGACCUGUUGCUGCCACCUGAUGCACACUCUGGAGUAGGAGGCAUGAACAGCCUCUAA
Molecule: messenger RNA, 1350 nt
Organism: Gadus chalcogrammus (walleye pollock)
Lineage: Eukaryota; Metazoa; Chordata; Actinopteri; Gadiformes; Gadidae
Product: transcription factor Sp8
Exons: 2
Coding region: 1-1350 (449 amino acids)
Biological process (GO): regulation of transcription by RNA polymerase II
Molecular function (GO): DNA-binding transcription factor activity, RNA polymerase II-specific; RNA polymerase II cis-regulatory region sequence-specific DNA binding
Source: RefSeq, a predicted model, not a curated record